GACCACUUGUCUGGUUAGACAAGAACAAAAUCUAUUUGCUGGCUGAUCUUUACGUGUGAUUAAAAUUUGCACGUGCAAUGGAGGUUUUAGGGGUUAUGUCGUGUUGCAUUAUUACUUUCCUUUUUCAGGUGUUUUCAUGCACAUUUGCAGAGGAUCUCGCUUCUAAACUGGACAAAAGAGCAGUAAUGUUCAGUACAUAUGAUGAAAGCACAAGAGUUGAGCAUGUCUACAGUCAUGAGGACAGUUACAGGGAUACUGCAGUGAAUGCAGCUUCACAGUUGCAAAUACACUCUGGUCUUCUGGUUGUGGAGUUUCCAAGUCAUUUACCAGGUCAAAGGAGAAGAAAGAGAGAGUGGGUUAUUCCUCCUUAUAACAUAGCUGAGAACGCAUAUGGUAAAUUCCCCAAACAACUGUUCCCGUUAAAGGCAAAAAUAGAAGGAGUAUCUGAUUCAGAGAUACUCUACAGUAUCUCAGGUGAAGGCGCAGAUCAGCCACCUCUGAAUAUUUUUCGUGUUGACAAAAAUACUGGGUUUAUUUUUGUCACUCAAGCACUGGAUAGAGAAAAAAAGGCAUUAUACGAGCUCAGCGCUCAUGCCUUUUCAGCAGAUGGGAAAAGAUCUGCAUCACCCACAAACCUUACUUUCAUUGUAACUGACCAGAAUGAUAACCGUCCUGUGUUUACUGAAAAUCCUUUUAAUGGACAAGUUUCUGAAGCUGGGUCAAAAGGUUAUGAGUUUAUGACAGUCAAUGCCACUGAUGCAGAUGACCCAGAUACGGAAAACGGUAUAGUCCACUACAAAAUUGUCAGCCAAGAGCCACAAUUUCCAAAACCGAACAUGUUUGAUAUCAACGUUAUAUCUGGAAGGAUUUUCGUGCAAGAACCAUUCAUGGACAGAGAGAAAUGGCCUAGAUAUACUUUGCUAAUUGUGGCUGCUGACAUGAAAGGAAAUGGUAUGGAAACCACUGGCACAGCAGUUAUUACAAUUACUGACAGCAAUGAUAACCCUCCUCAGUUUGAGCAAAUUUCGCACGUCGUAUCUGUCCCAGAGAAUAAAGUAGGCUAUGUAGUGGCUACACUUCCAGUUACUGAUGAUGAUGAAGUUGGAUCACCAGCCUGGUCAACCAAGUAUCGGAUUAUUAGUGGUGACAAGGGUGGGUUUUUCAGUGUCACUACUGGACCCAGCCAGCAGGAGGGCAUCAUCACCACUGUAAAGCCCCUGGACUUUGAGAAGACCAAGCAGUAUGUUCUGUCUGUGAUCGUUGAGAACGAUGAUCCAUUUGUCGGUUCUUUGCCCACGUCCACUGCCACGGUCACAGUGAAUGUAGAGGAUGUAAAUGAACCUCCUGAGUUUAAACCAAAAGAGAAUCUUAUCUUCAAACCUGAAGAUGUAGCAGUUGGUACUGAAUUGGUUACCUAUACAGCCAUUGAUCCAGACAUUGGAAAAUCACAGAAGAUAAUGUAUAAAAUUAGUAAAGAUCCUGCUGACUGGCUAAAUGUAAAUCAAGACACUGGGGUGAUUAAAGUCAAGAAUAUUAUGGAUAGAGAAUCUGCCUCAGUCAAAGAUGGCAAAUACAGAGCUAUCAUUCUGGCCCUGGAUGAUGAUGAUAAAAAUCCAGCAACGGGUACGGGAACCUUGGUAAUUGAACUGGAGGAUGUAAAUGACAGCGAUCCAAUUAUUAAUGAAGAAAGAAUAGAUAUUUGCAAUCGUGAGGCCACAGUGCAUCUCUCUAUAACUGACAAAGAUGGAUCUCCUAAUGCUGAUCCCUUCCGCGUAGAGCCCCAAGGAGACACAAAGAAAAACUGGACUGCAGUGAUGAAUGAAACAAAAACUGGGAUUCUGCUGACGCUUAAGUCUGUGUUGGAGCAGGGUGGUUACACUGUUGUCCUAAGGGUUUAUGAUAACAGUGACCGGUAUAAAGACAACUCCAUUCAAGCAACUGUGUGUGACUGCAAAGGAGAUGAAUUUCUAUGCCAAACAAAGAUUGCCGGGGCCCCACUAUCACUAACCUUUGGAACCCUGGCCGCCGUCUUGGUUCUGCUGUUACUUCUUCUUCUACUUCUGCUGUUCAUAAGGAAGAAACAAAGGAGUAUAAAAAAGCCCCUCCUUCUUGAAGAGGAUGACAUAAGAGACAAUGUCUACUGUUAUAAUGAGGAAGGUGGUGGAGAAGACGAUCAGAACUAUGAUCUGAGAGUGUUGCAUCGAGGUCUGGAUAACAGACCUAAAGUGUUAAGAAACGAUGUGGUUCCUAUUUUCCAUACACCUCAGUAUAGAGAUCGACCAACCAACCCUGAGGAGAUUGCCACAUUCAUUGGUUAUAAUCUGAAGACUGCAGAUGAAGACCCUUCAGCACCCCCCUAUGACUCCCUCCUGGUGUUUGACUAUGAAGGAACUGGCUCGAUUGCAGGUUCACUCAGCUCACUCAACUCUUCCAGCUCGGGAAACGACCAAGACUAUGACUUCCUCAAUGAGUGGGGCCCACGCUUUAAGAAGCUGGCAGACAUGUUCGGAGGAGGAGAGAUUUAAAAGUUAUUCUGUGUUAAAUACAACAUAAUGCAUUGACAGUGUAUUUUUUUUCUUUUUUUUCAAUUGUAAAGUAUUGGAGAUUGUGCUGGAGGCUAUGUUUAAAAGCAGAACCCGUCUUCCUAUUCCCCCCAGUGUUAAAGGCAUAUUAGAAGUAAAAGAUAUGUGACAAUUGUUUCCAGCACUCUUUACUCAUGCCCAACUUCAAAGAUUUAAGACUUUGUGCUUCUUGCAUAGAAUAGUCGGGUAGUUCAUCCAUUAGAUGAACUCAAAAAGCUUUUUAGCAAUAAUAAAGGGAGCAUUAUUUGUGUGCUUUUUAGGCUUAUUAAUUCAGAAUUUGACCAAAUCAUAUCUUGCUGUCCUUACCACCAGUACAAAGAGAGAAAUAUACAUAUAUUUUUUUUUUUACCAAGACUGCCUGCCUUGUUAUGCUGAAGUGCAUCACCGCCAGUCCAAGACCAAAGGCAGUAUGUGUCAGGAGGGUGAUGGCACCAAAUAGACUGUGAAUUUUGUGUUAAUCUAUUGUAUUUCAAAUCGGAUUAGUGAAGAUCUAAGAUAUGUGAGAUCUGUUAUUCAGGGGUGGGUUUUAGGGGCCCUAAACAAAGUCAAGAACUGAGGCCCCACAUACCCUACCCUAACAUUAGCUUUGUGACUAUUUUCUUCGGAUUGCACAUAUAAAACAGAAUUAAGUGACAUUUAAAAUCGCCAAUUACCUCACUUUGAAACACUUACAAAAAAAGUUCAAAGAUACAUUAAAUAAUUAAUACAUCAUUAAAAGCAAAAUGCUUAUUUUUUUCUAAUGUGAACUAUUCAGCUAUGGACAUUGAAUGACUUUGAGGUAGUGUUAUGUUUUAACCAGCUGUUUUAUUGUACUUGAGUUGAUUGAACAUUCACAAGGCAUUAUACAUUUCAGUUAAUUGUGCUGUAUCUUUUAUUAUACGUUCUGAUUCACCGUUAUUACAUGCUAUAACUAGUAAUGAAGUUGAAAUCGAUGGCCACAAAAAGUUGUGACAAAUUUUUAGUAUUGCAUUUUUUCUUUCAUGUUUUCUUUCUUUUUAUUGAGCAGUGCUUCAACAUGUGCUCUUCUUUGUUGUUUCUUUCUGCUUUAUUCAGAGUGAUAAUAAAUUAGGUCAAAAUGAGUUAAUCAGUUGGGGCAAGCAGGCCUGCUGGGCCCAAUGCAUUUGCAUGGUAGUUAACACUGCUUCUGCAGUUAUUGCAUGCACUGUAUGUUCGCUGUCAAAGACACAGAUGUUAAGUUAUAAUGUUAUAUGUCUGUCUAGAAUUUGCAUCUUAUUUUGCUACUUUAAUACUAUCAAUUUAAUAAAAACUAACAAACUAUUUA
Messenger RNA from Carassius gibelio (silver crucian carp), 3864 nucleotides. RefSeq names its product cadherin 31 (gene cdh31). Gene Ontology annotation, molecular function: cadherin binding; calcium ion binding. NCBI's taxonomy places the organism in Eukaryota, Metazoa, Chordata, Actinopteri, Cypriniformes, Cyprinidae. Gene Ontology annotation, cellular component: catenin complex; plasma membrane; adherens junction. Gene Ontology annotation, biological process: cell-cell junction assembly; multicellular organism development; cell morphogenesis. The record is from RefSeq and is a predicted model, not a curated record. The coding region runs from base 78 to 2525 and encodes 815 amino acids. The transcript has 17 exons.